GUAAUAAUUAAAGUCACACAAAAACAGUCCCAACGGGAUGGAGCCCGCUUGCAGCUACACUGAAGGAUAUGCUUCUGUGCUCCACAUUACACCAGAGUGCGUCUGAAGGAUGAAUAGCAGUGGACCAGCAUACCCGUUAGCCUCUCUCUAUGUCGGUGACCUUCAUCCUGAUGUCACUGAGGCCAUGCUGUACCAGAAGUUUUCUCCUGCUGGUCAGAUCAUGUCCAUCCGUGUGUGCCGGGAUGUCAUUACACGGAGAUCCCUCGGAUAUGCUUACAUCAACUUCCAGCAGCCUGCUGAUGCGGAAUGUGCCCUUGACACCAUGAACUAUGAAGUCAUCAAGGGUCGUCCAAUCAGGAUCAUGUGGUCACAGCGAGAUCCAGGUCUGAGAAAGUCUGGUGUGGGAAACAUCUUCAUCAAGAACAUGGAUGAGUCUAUUGACAACAAGGCUCUCUAUGACACCUUUUCUGCCUUUGGUAACAUCUUGUCAUGUAAGGUGGUUUGUGAUGAGAAUGGCUCAAAAGGUUACGGGUUUGUGCACUUUGAGACUCAAGAAGCAGCCAACAGAGCCAUUGAGACCAUGAACGGCAUGCUUCUGAAUGAUCGGAAAGUUUUUGUAGGGCAUUUUAAGUCUCGUAAGGAGCGUGAGGCAGCGUUGGGAGCUAAAGCCAUGGAGUUCACCAAUGUGUAUAUUAAGAACUUCGGUGAAGAUAUUGACAGUGAGAAACUGAAGGGCAUCUUCUCUGAAUUUGGUAAGACCCUUAGCGUGUGUGUGAUGACUGAUGAAAGGGGAUGCUCUCGUGGCUUUGGAUUCGUCAACUUUGAAAACCACGGAGAUGCCAGGAGGGCAGUAACUGAAAUGAACGGAGAAGAGCUGAAUGGCAGAGUCCUUUAUGUGGGCAGAGCUCAGAAAAGACUGGAGAGGCAGGGAGAACUCAAGCGCAAGUUUGAGCAAAUAAAGCAGGAGCGCAUACAACGCUACCAGGGAGUAAAUCUCUAUGUAAAAAAUCUAGAUGACAGCAUUGAUGAUGAGAAGCUGAGGAAAGAGUUUGCUCCUUAUGGAACCAUCACCAGUGCAAAGGUGAUGACCGAUGGAGGCCACAGUAGAGGCUUUGGCUUUGUGUGUUUUUCCUCUCCCGAAGAGGCCACUAAGGCAGUGACUGAGAUGAAUGGCCGUAUCGUUAGCACUAAACCACUAUACGUGGCUCUUGCCCAGAGAAAAGAGGAGCGAAAGGCAAUCCUCACCAAUCAAUACAUGCAGAGACUAGCCAGCAUUCGAGCCAUUCCCAGCCCUGCCAUACCCACCACCUACCAGCAGAGCUCCGGCUACUACAUGACCUCUGUGCCGCAACAUCAGGUUCGCUCUUUUUACAACACCGUACCAAACCUGCGGCCUGCGCCACGCUGGACAACUCAAGCUCCUAGGACUCAAGCUCCAUUCACAGCUCAGUUUGUGAGACAAGCGGUGCCCCGCAGACCCUCCACCAUCAUCAGCACAGUCCGCCAGGCAUCCACUCAGGUUCCUCACAUUGUUAACAACACCCAGCGAAUGGGUAAGGCUUUGUGUGUGUUUAACAAAGUAGUACCGAAUACAGAGCCGGCGGUUCAUGUGAGAGGCCAGGAGCCCCUUACUGCCUCAAUGCUGGCAGCUGCACCCUUAAAAGAGCAGAAACAACUCCUGGGUGAGCGGCUGUAUCCACUUAUCCAGGCCUUGCAUCCGACUCUUGCGGGAAAGAUUACAGGCAUGCUGCUGGAGAUUGAUAACUCUGAACUACUGCACAUGCUCGAGUCUCCAGAGUCCCUGCACUCCAAGGUCGAAGAGGCUGUAGCGGUGCUUCAGGCUCAUCAAGCCAAGGAACUGUCGGCAAACCAUGAGUCUGGGGCUGUCCAGGACUACAUCUGUUAUCAUCCUGUAGUCACGCAGAAUGACAGCCCACCUGUUUACCUUGACACCAGCCACUGUCUGACCAGCGGGGUAAAUUCUGCACAGAGCCAGGCAGACUGCCUCCACAAGACGGCUGGCAUUGGGCCACUGAGCAGGUCCACUGCCUUCACCAAGGAAGCAGCUUUGGCCACCAUAGCAGAUAUCAUUUCUGCUGCCACCUUCAACGGCAGCAACCGCACGAGCCUCAUUCCAUUGUACAAGCCCUUCCAUCAGGUAGUACCGAAUACAGAGCCGGCGGUUCAUGUGAGAGGCCAGGAGCCCCUUACUGCCUCAAUGCUGGCAGCUGCACCCUUAAAAGAGCAGAAACAACUCCUGGGUGAGCGGCUGUAUCCACUUAUCCAGGCCUUGCAUCCGACUCUUGCGGGAAAGAUUACAGGCAUGCUGCUGGAGAUUGACAACUCUGAACUACUGCACAUGCUCGAGUCUCCAGAGUCCCUGCACUCCAAGGUUGAAGAGGCUGUAUCGGUGCUUCAGGCUCAUCAAGCCAAGGAACUGUCGGCAAAGUGAGGGAGCUUUGUAAGGCAGGCAUGCUCACUGAAGGUCUGUGAGGGUUGUUCCAGAGAACAAGGAAAAGAAAACAGCACUUCAGAGUUAUGCUAUUUAAUGCAUGGCUUGCACACUGCAAAUGUCCUUUUGCUGUCCACAGUGUUAAGUUUGUUCUGGUUUUGUUUAUUUAAAAAAAAAAAA
Sinocyclocheilus rhinocerous is the source of this 2632-nucleotide messenger RNA. Its product is annotated as embryonic polyadenylate-binding protein-like. The record is from RefSeq and is a predicted model, not a curated record. Gene Ontology annotation, molecular function: RNA binding. The coding region runs from base 110 to 2452 and encodes 780 amino acids. The transcript is spliced from 20 exons. Lineage: Eukaryota; Metazoa; Chordata; Actinopteri; Cypriniformes; Cyprinidae.